Messenger RNA from Lodderomyces elongisporus, 2157 nucleotides. Its product is annotated as putative GTPase. The record is from RefSeq and is a predicted model, not a curated record. The transcript has a single exon. Gene Ontology annotation, biological process: ribosomal subunit export from nucleus. The coding region runs from base 1 to 2157 and encodes 718 amino acids. Lineage: Eukaryota; Fungi; Ascomycota; Pichiomycetes; Serinales; Debaryomycetaceae. Gene Ontology annotation, molecular function: GTPase activity; GTP binding. Gene Ontology annotation, cellular component: cytosol.
AUGAAUGAGAACAAGGUAUCACUUCAUCCAGAGCAGAAGAAAUGGAAGGCACCUAAAGGUCCCAAACCAGUGCACCACAAGAACAAGAAUCUUAUUGGACUUGGUCGUACAAUUGCAAACCAAAGAUCUAAGGAAAAUCAAAUACAAUACCUUCCAGAUGGUGAGAUGAGAUUUACCACUGACAAGAAGGAUCCUAAUUGGGUCAAGUUGAGAUCGGUGACUCAGGAAAACUCGUUGGACGAAUUUUUGAGUACUGCCCAAUUGGCGGACACUGAUUUUACAGCUGAACGUAGUCAACAAGUCAAGAUUAUCAAAGUUGGUAAUACUAAUAUUGUCAACCAGAACGGUCUCUUAACACAAGAUGAGAUGUUGGCAAUGAGACAAAAGCAUAUGAUGUUUGAAAACAAAUUAACUAUUCCAAGGAGGCCGAAAUGGAAUAAGCUGCAAAGUAAGCUUGAGAUAGAGAGACAAGAAAACUUGGCAUUUUUGUCAUGGAGGAGAGAUUUAGCAGCAUUAACUGAGAAUAACGAUUUGUUGUUGACUCCGUUUGAAAGAAAUUUGGAAGUUUGGAGACAAUUAUGGAGAGUUGUAGAAAGAUGUGAUUUGGUGGUGCAAAUUGUUGAUGCACGGAAUCCAUUAUUCUUCAGAUCGGUGGAUUUGGAAAAAUAUGUUGAGAGCUUCAAUCAAGCCGGGGAUGAGAAUAAGCAGAAGCGAAACCUUCUUUUAGUCAACAAAGCGGAUUUGUUGACUCGGGAUCAAAGAAUUGCAUGGGCAGACUUUUUCAAGAACAAGGGAAUCAAUUAUGUAUUUUUUUCUGCGGCUAAGGCCAAUGAGCUUUUGGAAAAGGAAAGAGAAGAAGCAGAACAACGAUUAGAGCAGCAAAGGGAACUGGCGACAACCCAAGCAUCUACUCUGUCUUCCUCUUCUUCUUCUUCUUCCUCGUCAUCAGCAAAAGCAUCAAUGAAACCAGCUGCUCAAAUUGAAAAUCGUGGUGGUAAAGUAAAAUUGGACGAAAUAUCCGACGAAGCAGCCAACUAUUCGUCUAUAAAUGAUAAUGACAUUGGAGAAGACGAAGCUAUUAGAAUAUUGAAGAUCGAGGAACUUGAAGAACUUUUUAUGACAUCUGCUCCAAAAUUCGAACAAGACCCUGAAUACCCAGACCGAAAAUUGCAAAUUGGACUUGUUGGUUACCCAAAUGUUGGUAAAUCUUCUACGAUCAAUGCUUUAAUUGGAUCUAAAAAGGUUUCAGUUUCUUCUACUCCUGGUAAGACAAAACAUUUCCAAACUUUGCACCUCACUCCUGAAGUUCUUCUUUGCGAUUGUCCUGGUUUAGUGUUUCCUAACUUUGCUUACACGAAUGCGGAAUUGGUUUGUAAUGGUGUGCUUCCCAUCGACCAGUUACGUGAGCACAUCCCACCAAUCUCUUUGGUUUGCCAGCGUAUCCCCAAAUUUUUCCUUGAAGCAGUCUAUGGUAUCCAUAUCCCAAUUCAAAAGGUAGAAGAUGGUGGAAAUGGAGAAUAUCCAACUGCGCGCGAGCUUCUUAAUGCAUAUGCAAGAGCUCGUGGUUACAUGACACAGGGAUUUGGUGCGGCUGAUGAGCCAAGAGCAGCAAGAUACAUUUUGAAGGAUUAUGUCAAUGGUAAACUACUAUACGUCAACCCGCCACCAGUAAUGCAAGAUGAUGGAGCUUGGCAUUUGCUUGAUUUGCAGCAGCUGCGAAAGUUCAACAAGGAGUUAUAUACAUUAAACCACUUACCCGAGUCUAGACAACAACAGAUUGUACAUGCCAUGCAUGCAAAGAGUAUACCAAUUGACAAAUUCGAUUUGCAAAAGGACCUAUCUAGAUUAAACUUUUCUAUGCAUAUCGGUGGUAGUGCUAGUGGUAAUCUUGUUGGAGGCGAAGGUGAACUUGGUGGUGAUGAAUCAUCCGUUGGGUCGCAAGGUCAAGCAAAGACCUUAUUCUAUGGUGGUAAACAGGCAAAGUUGGAAAGUGCUGGUGAUGAACUUGAUGAGGAAUUUUUUGCAAUGAACAAUGUCGAGGGUAAGUUGAACACCCCAUUCCAUAAAAAGCUUAUAAGUUUGCCUACAAAAGCUGAUAAGAAGCACAAUAAAAAAAACAAGAAGCAAGAAAAGAAACAUAGAGUUGUGGGUUAUUAG